Syzygium oleosum is the source of this 2276-nucleotide messenger RNA. RefSeq names its product thymidine kinase a. The coding region runs from base 157 to 1779 and encodes 540 amino acids. Lineage: Eukaryota; Viridiplantae; Streptophyta; Magnoliopsida; Myrtales; Myrtaceae. Gene Ontology annotation, biological process: thymidine metabolic process; RNA modification. Gene Ontology annotation, molecular function: protein binding; thymidine kinase activity; RNA binding. The transcript is spliced from 2 exons. The record is from RefSeq and is a predicted model, not a curated record.
ACUAGGGCGGAAUGCGCGAUAUAUGCGCAAUAAUCGAAGAAUUUCUUCUUCCUCCUCUUUCUUGCUUUCCCUCCAUCCUAAAACCCUAACCCACUGUCCAACACGACCAAACCAAAACCUCUGUAUCUGUCUCUCUCUCUCUCUCUCUCUGUGCAUAUGUCAUCUGUUCUGAGGAUGAAGACUCUCAUCUCCCCAACCUUCGCGGCAUUCUCCCCUCGCCUGUCCAGACCCACCUUCUCUCUUCCCCUCUCCUCCUUCUCAUCCUCUAAAGCGUCCAUCUUCGCCCUUAAAAAUUCGAACUUCCGCGGUCUCCGGCCCAAACCAUGCCCGGACAACCCCCCCAUUCGCUGCCUCCAUCGGAGCUCGCAAAUGGGUGCUCCGCGCUCGCCUUCUUCCGGCGAGAUUCACGUCAUCGUGGGUCCCAUGUUCGCCGGGAAGACCACCGGCCUUCUCCGGAGGAUCGAGUUGGAGAGCAGCAGUGGGAGCUUACAGGUUGAUCCCCGAAAGGACUUUCUCCAGCUGGAAAAAACAUUGAGGGGUCUUUGUUAUUGUGGAAGGCUGACAGAAUCUGUCAGGCUCCUCUGUAAUACCGGGGUUCAGGUGCAUCCAGCAACAUAUGCUCUUCUGGUGCAAGAAUGUAUAUACAGCAAAGCAUAUGAGAGUGGAAGGAUAGUCCAUGCCCAAAUGUUGGUUGUUGGAUAUGUUCCAGAUGAAUAUAUGAAGACUAAAUUGCUGAUAUUGUACACUAAGCUGGGAGAUCUGAAUACUGCAAACACAUUGUUCAGCAAGUUAAACAGUAAAAGCUUGAUUUCUUGGAAUGCCAUGAUAGCAGGGUAUGUGCAAAAGGGCGGUUUGGAAAUUGGCUUGAAUCUUUAUUAUGAGGUGAGAAGCAAUGGCUUGAUUCCGGAUCAAUAUACCUUUGCAUCAGUUUUUCGAGCGUGUGCGUCAUUAGCAACAUUGGAACAUGGGAAGCGAGUGCAUUCUGUUAUGAUAAAGAGUCAUGUAAAGGAAAAUGUUGUAGUUAGUAGUGCACUCAUUGAUAUGUACUUCAAAUGCAGUAGUCUAUCUGAUGGACACAGAGUGUUUGAUAGAUCUAUGGAGAGAAAUGUUGUGACUUGGACUGCUUUGAUAUCUGGAUAUGGCCAACAUGGUAAAGUAAUGAAAGUUUUGGAUUCCUUUCAAAAGAUGCUAGAUGAAGGGUUUAAGCCAAAUUAUGUUACGUUUCUUGCAGUACUUUCUGCAUGCAGCCAUGGAGGUUUGGUAGAUGAAGGUCGGGGAUACUUCAACUUGAUGGCUAAACAGUAUGGCAUUCAACCUAGAGGGCAACAUUAUGCCAUUAUGGUGGAUAUUUUAGGCCGUGCUGGUAGGUUGGGAGAGGCUUAUGCGUUAGUUUUGAACUCUCCCUAUGUUGAGCACCCAGUAGUAUGGGGGUCUCUUCUUGGGGCUUGUAGGACUCAUGGAAACAUGGACCUCUUAAGAAUUGCAGCUAAAAGAUAUCUAGAGUUAGAACCAGAAAAUGCUGGAAAAUAUGUUGUCUUAGCUAAUGGCUAUGCUACCUUUGGUUUAUGGGAUAAGGUCGCAGAGGUUUGGGAAGUAAUGAAGAAUACAGGCAUGACGAAAGAGCCUGCUUAUAGCAGAAUUGAAGUGAAAGAGAAGAUGCAUAUUUUCCACAAGGGUGACCGCUCUCAUGAGACAUCCAGAGAGAUUUGUGAGAUGAUUAAACAAGUGACAUGCAUCUUGAAGGAUAUUGGAUUUGUUCCUGACUUGGAUGGUAAUUAACUAAGGGAGAAGGAGCUUAUAAUUCUGUAUCAUGCUUUCUGCUCCCCAUGCUGGUGGGGGUGUAUCGGCAACGGAGUUUUUUAGGGAAAUGUUGCAGAUCGCGAGGGAUGAGGGGGUGCGUUCAAAAUUUAUCGGCUGAUGGUUGAUUAUACUUGGUCAUUGCAUUUUCAGUCAAUGUCAAGAGCUUUUUGAUGUCCAGUCUUGUUUUGCAUAUGGAGUUAUUUUAUCAUCCAAAUACUCUGCCAUCAACUUGGCCUUAGCAGAUUGACUAACAUGCAGUGCCGAUGUGGUGUGGAUGUAAAGUGCUCAGAGUGCACCCAUAUAUAUACAAAGUAGUUUCCAUUCACUACAUCAACGUAGUUUUUUGGAUUCUCAGUGGAUUUUUUUAUCAUAAACCCAACAACUAGGUGCGUCUACCUAAGUUGUACACUUACUAUGCUCUUAAUGUUUAUGGGAAUUCAGAACGAAUUCUAAUAUCUCAACAUGCAUUGGUGCAA